Camponotus floridanus (Florida carpenter ant) is the source of this 3024-nucleotide messenger RNA. RefSeq lists its product as uncharacterized. Gene Ontology annotation, molecular function: zinc ion binding; catalytic activity; nucleic acid binding. NCBI's taxonomy places the organism in Eukaryota, Metazoa, Arthropoda, Insecta, Hymenoptera, Formicidae. The record is from RefSeq and is a predicted model, not a curated record. The coding region runs from base 1 to 3024 and encodes 1007 amino acids. The transcript is spliced from 4 exons.
AUGGAGCACAACGAAGAAGGAAAAAAGUUUAGUGCCGCAGUGGGCUUCGGAUCCCACAGCGACCGGCACGGGGAGGGUGUGGACCCUGCUCUCCCCGGGUCGUCAUCCGUCGAAGGGCCGACCGCUAGUUUGCCGGCGGGGCUAGCGGAGAAUGUUGCGUCCGCUGAUGACAUUACCAAGAGGAGACUGAGAUCCUGCACUAGCAGGACGAGUAUUGGCGACGACGACCUCGCCAUGGAUCUCGAGUCUUCCUCUACGAAAAUUUUUAGAGACGACGAUGGUAGCGACGACGACGCAAGGUCUUGUGCAUCUCCUGCGUCCAACAUAUCCUCUGCAACCUCUCGAUCGGUUGACAGAAAGAGAAAAAAUGACGAUCGCGAUUACUGUACAUCCGCCGGUAAGAAGAAACAACUAGAGGAUGGCUCCUCUACGGAAGCGCACGGCUUCAAGGAACCGGCUAAGUCCUUUUCAACCAGAGGUAAAAACCUUGGUAAAUUUCCAAAUAAGACGCAAAAAACAGAGGUAGAAUUACAAGGCAUGACUAUCGCGGAACUAAAGAGCUCUGCAUUAGAGUGGAUCGACCACGUUGAACAAAUCCGUAAAAGUAGUGGAAAUCUUCAAGGAAGACUCAGUGGUAUUAUAAAGGAUCGACUUAUCAGUCUAGGUGAUAUCGUUAAUUGCCUGGCUGAAAAGGCUGAAGAAAGAGGAGAUCCUAUCUACCACAAAAUGCAGUCAAAGGAGCUUAAUGCGAAAAUUAAGUGUCUAGAAAAAGAAGAAGCUAAAUGGAAGAUCGAGAAGAAUAGAUAUGAAGAUGAGAUCCUAGCUCUAACAAAGAAAAAUGAAGAAAUUGAGGCUAAGCUCUGGGCUGCAGAUAGAAAUUUAGAUGUAACGAAUAAGACUAUGAGUAAAAAGACUUUGGAGGACUUGGACAAGGAAUGGCCAGCACUCCGACCUCCACUUCAAGGAGUACGUAAAGUGCUAUCUUCCACCAACCCCCUAAUCCAAGCCCCGCCCCCAGUCAGCUCGGUCAAUCCUCAUAAGAGCUCGGAGGAUAUAGAGAUCGACAGUAUUACUAAGGAAAUUAAAAAGCUAAUGAUGAAAAAGAAGCAAAUGAUUAAAGAAAAAGGAAAGAAAUGUACUGACAGAGAGCAAGAAACAGAAACUGAGGAUGAGAAUAGGCCUCAAAGGAAAGGCAAGCCUAGGAUUAUUAGCAAUAUUCAAAUUGCUCCACCUAGGCCUUCGAAAAGAACUAGGAAAAAAGAUACUAAAGCUAAAGAUAGAGGAGAUCUACAGUCUGGAAAUAAAGGCUUCAAAGGCACUCCACCAAAAGAUAAGAGCAGCUCAUCUAGGAAUGACCGCAGCCAGACUAGAACUAAAAAGGUUCCUAAGACGGCAGCUGUCACCAUUACAGUGAAAGAAGGAAUCUCGUAUGCCGAGAUCCUACGACAGGCGAGGGAAAAAAUCUCCCUACCUACCAUAGGAAUCGACGCCUCUAAAAUUCGUAAAGGAAUCAAUGGAGGUAUAAUAAUAGAAAUUUCUGGUGAAGGAAAUACCACCAAAGCUACCAACUUGGCUAACAAAUUAAAAGAAAUCCUGCCGGAUAGAGAUAACGUUAGGAUAUCUCAACCAACUGCCAUGGCGGAUAUUAAAAUCUCAGAUCUCGACGACUCAGUCACCAAACAAGAGAUCGUGGAGAUCAUAGCAGAUCUAGAUAAAUGCAACCCUGAUACUAUAAAAGCAGGGGAUAUUAGAUGGAUGCCCAACGGCCUAGGCACCAUCUGGCUACGAUGCCCCGCCAGCACAGCCAAUAAUGUGGCGGCCUCCGGCAAGAUUAAAGUAGGCUGGACUGUGGCCAAAAUAGAGAUCCUACCAGCCAGGCCCCUGCAAUGUUACAGGUGCUGGAACUUUGGACAUGUGCGAUAUUCCUGCACAUCUACUGUAGAUCGUAGCAGUCACUGCUACAGAUGUGGUAGCAGUACGCACAGAAUCAGCAAUUGUACUGCGCCAAAUCCACAUUGCAUCAUUUGUGAAGAAAAAGGCAACAAAGCCAAUCAUCGACUAGGAUCCGCUGCCUGUAGCGCUAUCAACAACGCCAGCAAGAAUAGAUCACUCCCACGCAUUAGCAGGGAAGAGUUAGAGGCUAGGAAUAAAAGAAAUAUUUACAAUAGAGAAGACAGAAGAGAAGAAAAUAUUUACAAUAGGAAAGAAGAAGAUAUCUAUAACAGUAACGAUCCGGAUCGGAGGACGGAAAUGGAUCAAUAUAUGGUUGAACACGAGAUAGCUAUAGCUGUGAUCUCGGAACCAAUACACAUUCCGACAGACAAUUGUGCUAGCAGCUCAGAUCAAAAGGCUGCGAUAAUCUGGAAAUCCAACUUACUGAGAGCACAAUGUAGAGCUAUUUCCUCCGGCGAAGGUUUUGUAGCUAUAAUGUAUGGUCAAACCGUAAGUGGCGACUUUAACGCAAAGUCAACAGCUUGGGGCUCGACAUACACCUGUUCUAAAGGCAGGAUACUUGAGAAUUGGGCUAUUGCCAACGAGAUCAUCCUCAUGAAUAAGGGGAACGCCCCUACAUGUAUAAGACAACAAGGGAGCUCAGUCAUCGACAUCACAUGGACAAACUCCAGAGCUGUUGAUCUGAUACACGACUGGAGAGUCAAUGAGAACGCUAUGACAUACUCCGAUCAUAAUUAUAUAGAAUACAGUCUCGGAGAUAAAAGAAUAAACAAGGAGCUAUUGAAUAGACAGACUACCAACAGACUCCGUUAUCCUAGAUGGUCAUCUAAAGACUUUGAUCCAGAUAUGCUUGUAGAAACGGUGGAACACUACUGCAAAGAAUAUAUUAGCAAUAAUAAUCCGAACUCGACUAGUAUAGAUCCGGAUGAAUCGGCAACAUGGAUCAAGAAAAUUAUGACAGAUGCCUCUGAUAUGUCAAUGAAGAGGAUAAAAUUACAUCCUAAAAGAAGGCAAGUCCACUGGUGGAACUCCGAGGUUGAGGAUGCACGGAGAACUUGCAUUCAAAAGUAG